GCGGAGGCGACUCCCGGAGCCAUGUCCUACAUCCCGGGCCAGCCCGUCACGGCCGUGGUGCAAAGGGUUGAAAUCCACAAACUCCGCCAGGGCGAGAAUCUCAUCCUGGGCUUCAGCAUCGGAGGGGGCAUCGACCAGGAUCCUGCCCAGAAUCCCUUCUCGGAGGACAAGACGGACAAGGGCAUAUAUGUCACUCGCGUGACAGAAGGUGGACCGGCAGAAAUGGCGGGGCUUCAAGUCGGCGACAAAAUCAUGCAGGUGAACGGCUGGGAUAUGACCAUGGUGACUCACGACCAAGCUCGCAAGCGGCUGACCAAACGGAACGAGGAAGUGGUCCGGCUCCUGGUGACCAGGCACUCUCUGCAGAAAGCGGUCCAGCAGUCGAUGCUGUCCCAGCCGUGCCACUGAGCGAGGGGUGGGU
Molecule: messenger RNA, 421 nt
Organism: Protobothrops mucrosquamatus (brown spotted pit viper)
Lineage: Eukaryota; Metazoa; Chordata; Lepidosauria; Squamata; Viperidae
Gene: TAX1BP3
Product: Tax1 binding protein 3
Exons: 4
Coding region: 22-408 (128 amino acids)
Biological process (GO): neurotransmitter receptor transport postsynaptic membrane to endosome; neurotransmitter receptor transport, endosome to postsynaptic membrane
Cellular component (GO): postsynaptic density; postsynaptic membrane; adherens junction
Molecular function (GO): protein binding
Source: RefSeq, a predicted model, not a curated record